Messenger RNA from Silurus meridionalis, 2696 nucleotides. RefSeq names its product chromodomain protein, Y-like (gene cdyl). The coding region runs from base 266 to 1966 and encodes 566 amino acids. The record is from RefSeq and is a predicted model, not a curated record. Gene Ontology annotation, cellular component: nucleus. NCBI's taxonomy places the organism in Eukaryota, Metazoa, Chordata, Actinopteri, Siluriformes, Siluridae. Gene Ontology annotation, molecular function: transcription corepressor activity. The transcript is spliced from 7 exons.
CGUCAUGACCACGUGACCUCGCCACUUUGAUUCCGAAGCGUUGUCUUGUACAGCAGAGCUUCCGAAGUUUAGAAACACUCAGUUUUUUAAGUUUGUUAUUAUUAACCUGGAGCAGAUCUUUUCGUAUGGUGUUUCAUGAGAAGCCGCGCUGGCGUGUAGUAAAGACGGUCCCGCGAGAAAAGUUGGAAAGAACAAGGCCAGAAAGAGAAUUGAACUGGAGAAAGGCUUCCAGUCGGAUUACUCCAGCAUCGAGUAUCACCAGGCCAUGAUGGCCACAGAGGAGCUGUAUGAGGUUGAGAGAAUUGUUGGUAAACGUAAAAACAAGAAAGGGAAAAUGGAGUACUUGGUUCGCUGGAGGGGUUAUAGUUUUGAAGGAGACACUUGGGAGCCUGAGGCAAAUCUAACCAGCUGCACGGAGUUUAUAAAUGAGUUUAAUCGGCAGCACAGUGAGAGACAGGGCGACACCCCCAAUGUGCGCUCUACACGCAGGUCACCCAGCACAGCCAUGGGUUGUAACUCCAACAACAACAAUGCUCGCAAGCAGAUGAACAGGCCUCAACCACCUAACAGCAGCCCAUCUGCUCUGAGCAUGCCUUCCACCAGUGUUACAAAGCAACUACACUCUCCACAGAACACACUGGAUAACAGGGACAUGGACACUAAAGCAGACACACAACAGCAGCCUUUUAUAUCCACUCCUGCCUCCAGCACUUUACGCUGUAGUAUGGACCUUGUGAAAUCUGGAAUCAAAAUCUUAGUGCCAAAAAGCCCGAUGAACAGUCGUGCUGACUCAGAGCAGUCUCCCAGUGAGGCAGCACAUAGUCUGGAACAGGGCGGAGAGGAGCCCGAUUCUGUACCCCCUGAGGUGGCUGUGCAGGAGAAGUCUGCCGGACAUGUCCUUGUGCCAGGACAGGAGCGGGCACGCAUGGGCACACGACCCAGAACACAGGCAGCUCUGCCUCCACCUCAAGUUCCUAUCACUCCUGCUGCAGUCCGCACACUGAAUGGGAAAGGUGUUUCAACAAUUAUGGAGGCCUCGUCAGCCAGUGGGUCAGCCAGUGUACAGAAUGGCACAGCAGGAGUGGCAGCUUGCUCGGGGGUAACAAGUGCAAUAAAACGGAGGCCCGAGGAACGAUCUGCCAUCGACAAACGCCUGCGCUUUAGUGUUCGUCAGACGGAGAGUGCUUAUCGUUAUAGAGACAUUGUUGUGAAGAAACAGGAUGGCUUCACACACAUUCUGUUUUCUACCAAGUCUUCUGAGAACAAUUCACUAAAUCCUGACGUGAUGAAGGAAGUUCAGAGCGCCAUGGCCACGGCAUCAGCAGAUGACAGCAAGUUGGUCUUACUGAGCGCAGUUGGAAGUGUGUUCUGUUUCGGCUUGGAUUUUGUCUACUUAAUCAGACGACUUACUGAUGAUCGCAAAAGAGAAAGCAUCAAAAUGGCUGAAACCAUUAGGGCAUUUGUAAACACAUUUAUCCAGUUCAAGAAACCAAUUAUUGCUGCUGUAAAUGGACCUGCUGUUGGCCUUGGAGCCUCCAUCUUGCCACUUUGUGAUGUUAUCUGGGCUAACGAGAAGGCCUGGUUUCAAACCCCAUAUGCCAUCUUUGGCCAGACACCGGAUGCAUGCUCCUCUGUGACAUUCCCUCACAUCAUGGGUGUUGCAUCGGCUAAUGAGAUGUUGCUGAGUGGCAGAAAGCUGACCGCCCAGGAGGCAUGUGCUAAAGGACUGGUGUCCCAGGUGCUCUGGCCAGGGACCUUCGCUCAGGAGGUCAUGGCACGCAUUAGAGAGCUAGUCUCUUGUAAUUCAGUUGUUCUGCGGGAAUCCAAAGCGCUGGUGCGGAAUGUUAACAGAGCUGCCCUGGAGCAGGCCAACGAGAGGGAGUGUGAGGCACUAAAGAGAGUGUGGGGCUCCCCACAGGGCAUGGACUCCAUACUAAAAUACCUGCAAAAGAUAAAUGACUUCUGAUUUAAUAAACAUAUUCACUCAUCACACAGCGGACACCUUUCACAAGUGCCUGAUGUGAAAGACAGUUCUUGAAUAACUGCGUUUGCAAAUCUCAGUAUUGACCAUGUUUAUACAUUUGCCUCUCAAAGCAAGUUUCCUUUCUGCUGACGGAUUUCAGUUUCAGCUGUAAACAUUAUAGAAACCUUUUUUUUUUUAAUACACACAGCAACUUCCACCUAUCAGUGAAAGCUAUCCUGUUCUGAAUCAGCUACACUGGGCUCACAGUUCUGGUUCUAUGCAGCAGAUGGAUUUUAUAUCCUUUUUUUGUUGUUUAUUUAAAACUCAUCACCACCUUUAAGAAACUUUAGGAAAACAAUAGUUGUGCUUUUUUUUCCCUGCUGAAUUUGAGAAAAUAUUUAACCUCUUGGCAGGCUCUGUGCUUAUAUUCUGGUCACUGGUGAUUCACACAUCAGUACCCUGUUUCCAGCAAUGUGAGAAUCUCAAUCUGGUAAUUAACAGUGUUAAACCUCCAACUAUAAAAUUUGUUAUAAAAGUUAUUUAUGUUAUAAACUGUAUUAAGUAUUUAUUGACGAUUGGAUGCUUUCCAGUGUUUUCCCUUUCAUUUGCUUCUUUUGUAAAUGUAAUCGCCAUGUGUUGUAUUGUGUUAAGAAUCACUUUAAUUUCUUAUGAAUGGUAAUAUUUGUUUAGCAUAUUGUAGAUUUUUCUACUAUAAAACACUUCACUGAUUUUA